AUGUCGUCGUCGCUGCCAGCAGCGUCGUCAAAACUUCAGGAGGCGUUUUCCUUCAACGUCAAACUAGGUGGCAAUUUGGCCGGACAGAUACAACCGGCUGACUACAACGUUACGGGCUCGACCCUUUGUAUCGACCGCGGUUCAAGCACGGCAGCUUUUAAAACUUUUACCUGGCCUGUCACUUGUGCUUGCGAGCUAGCGAGCGACUCCAUUUGA
This is a messenger RNA of Akanthomyces muscarius, 216 nucleotides long. RefSeq lists its product as uncharacterized. NCBI's taxonomy places the organism in Eukaryota, Fungi, Ascomycota, Sordariomycetes, Hypocreales, Cordycipitaceae. The record is from RefSeq and is a predicted model, not a curated record. The coding region runs from base 1 to 216 and encodes 71 amino acids. The transcript is spliced from 5 exons.